AUGGUCAAAUCUCUUCUCACUGCCAUUACCACGACUGUUGCCAUGGACGGCAGCGUCAACGACGAGAUACAGGGCAUCGAAGAAGAUAUCCGGCAGAUUGCCGUAGAUAAUCCGCACUUGGCGAAAUGGUUCACGGCCACUCCAGAGCUCAUGCAGAAGAAGCGAAAACAAAAGGAGAAGAAGGACAAGAAGAAAGCCUCCAAAGCAGCCUCGAAGACGACGAACAGCACCCCCCUUCCCUCCUCCAGUCAUGUGGAGGAACCUGCCGACGACUCAUCGACUCACUCAAGCGAUGACGAUGACGACAAACAGUCAACCAAAAAAGAGAACGAGUGCCCUGCCAAGAAGACGAAGACUCUCACCAAUAUCACCGCAUACAUCAAAAUCAAUCGCCCACCGCGCACUCUCAAGGACAAGCCAGAGCCAUUAUCGCGAGGACCUUUUUUCUUCACUCUCAGCACCCCACGCAUCGAAUUCCUACAGUCCCUCACAUCUUGUUCUGUUGAAGGCUCGUACGCACCAACAAUCACAUCAAUCAACCAGGAACAACUCUUUUGGAAGCAGCAGGUACCGGCAAACGACAAGAAGAAGCUGCUCACAAAUGAGGUGGGCUACAAAGCCAUGAUAGCGAAGCUUGAGGAGUUGACGAAGAAAGGGAAGGACACAACAAUUACCUUGUCACUUCCCCCUCUUUCGAAGGUUGCGGCAAUGCAGGUAGUUUCAGUACCUCCCACCGCUGUCCCUCAACCGGCUCUCAACCAACAAUUUCAACCUUACGGCGGCUAUCCACAUCCGCACUAUUUUCCGCCACCGUAUCCUUACCCCAUGCUUCCCCUUUAUAAUCCCCAUCCUGCCAACAACGUAUAUCCCAACCAAUACCCUGAUGCUCCACACCCGGCCCCCGCUCCUUUCCUGAACGUGCCCUUGAACCCCACACAUGCCCCAAAAUUGAACCAUGCAUACGCCCAAGGUGUUAGGCCCCGAACUCCAGGCAUUCUACAUGACGCUGCUCCUGGAUCUGCCCCUGGCUCACCACUGAAAGUGAUCCUUCCACGCCCGAUCUCUCUGGAGGAAUUCUGCAUUCACUAUGCAGUCGACAAUGAGGAUCAGGCUCGAUUGGCAAAACUGAAGGUGCAGCCGGGGGAUCGACGUGUGGAGAAGUUGGAUCGUGAGGAUUGGCAGGGGCAUGCAGGCUUCGCAAAGCUUGCCUGGGAAGAUUUCCUUGCCAAACACAAGACAUUUAUCUCUGACGUGAAGUCCAGAAAAUGGGAUUCCAUCACCGACCAGUUUUUCGACACUCGUUCUCAUGUUAUGUACCCCGCAUGCCUAAACCAACUCUGUGCCAUCUCAGCUGUAAUGCAUCCACAAGCCUCCAUCAAAGCCAUUUCGGGGUGA
Messenger RNA from Laccaria bicolor S238N-H82, 1395 nucleotides. RefSeq lists its product as uncharacterized. The transcript has 6 exons. The coding region runs from base 1 to 1395 and encodes 464 amino acids. The record is from RefSeq and is a predicted model, not a curated record. NCBI's taxonomy places the organism in Eukaryota, Fungi, Basidiomycota, Agaricomycetes, Agaricales, Hydnangiaceae.